Messenger RNA from Drosophila ananassae, 3551 nucleotides. Its product is annotated as WD repeat-containing protein 75. Gene Ontology annotation, biological process: positive regulation of transcription by RNA polymerase I; positive regulation of rRNA processing. The coding region runs from base 193 to 3441 and encodes 1082 amino acids. The transcript has 7 exons. Gene Ontology annotation, molecular function: RNA binding; protein binding. NCBI's taxonomy places the organism in Eukaryota, Metazoa, Arthropoda, Insecta, Diptera, Drosophilidae. The record is from RefSeq and is a predicted model, not a curated record. Gene Ontology annotation, cellular component: nucleolus.
UUCCUCUUACAAUUCCGCGUCUUGGUCAUCUGGCAUCACUGUUUAUAUGCUACACGUGCAUUGAUGUGAUUGAAUUUAUUCCAAAAGUGACUGCGAAAAACGGCUUAAAAAGCUGAAUUUGGGCUAUAUUCCCACCCACAGACUGUGCCGAAGCACUGACGGUUAAUAGAGUCCACGUCCCCCCGAAAUACCAUGAUCUUCGACGACCGACUGGAGCUCCAGUUCCUGGCUGGCGGCAACAUCGUGGAACAUGCGCCCGUCUUCUCCCCCGAUGGAAGGUUCAUGUUCGUACGGUGCCUGACCAAGGUACAGGUGUAUGCCACCAGCACGGGCGAGCUCACUAGAGUGCUCGACGAUGCCAAGGCGCCACUGAUAAGUUUGGAGCUGGAUUUAAAACAGCCGGAACUCCUGAUUGGUUGCACUAGUACUGGGGAUCUGCUGCGCUGGAACUGGGCGGCUGGCGUGCUGAAGCAUUCCACAUCCCUGAAAUUGUGCGCCGAGGGAAACACCACGGUUCUAACGUGCCACCUCCUGAACCUCUACAAGGGCGGCGAAACAGCCUGCGCCUUUGUGACAUCCAGGAAGAGGAGCGGUGCUGCAGUCAACUAUGCUGUGGUCAACACCAGCACGGGCGAGACUGUGCCUGUAAACUGCGGGCUGAAAUUAAAAAUACGCACACCCCUGGUGGAUGUGGGCAAGGGCCAGUUCAAGUACAUUGUCCUGGCUCAAGGAAUGUACGUCUACUUCGUCAAUUAUGUGUCCUGGAACUUUGUCCGCUUCAAGAGCGCCAACCAGAACCUGAUCACCUGUGUGCGAAUGAGUGCCUGCGAGAAGGUGGCCGCCACUGGCGACUCUUCUGGUCAGAUCUUCGUGUGGCGCGAGUUCGAGAACCAAAAGACGAUGACAAACAGACUGUUCCACUGGCACCACACCGAGGUGACCAGUCUGGCCUUCUCGCCCUCCGGCGUCAGUCUCUACAGCGGCGGGCAUGAGUGUGUGUUGGUCAAGUGGCCGCUGGCCAUGCCUGAGAAGCGGAAGUACGUACCCCGGAUGGCCAGUGUGAUCCGGCACAUAGUGGUCAGCAAUGACAGCGAAAAUGUCCUGGUCUGCACGGAGGAUAAUGCCAUUCAGCUGCUGAGCGGCAGCAGUCAUACGAUAAAGUCCACUGUCCAGCACUUUACGUACGAGACGCAGGAUAAGACCGGAAGGAGCAAGUUUCCUUUGGGCCUGUGCCUCAAUCCCAGGACGAAUUCCCUGGUGCUGAAUGGUAGGACGGGACAUUUGCAGUUCUAUUCCGCUUACAACAAGAGUAUGCUUUACAAUCUUCGAGUGGUGGACAGUAACAUUCUCAGUCAGGAGGCUAAUCGUAUUAUCUACAAUACUAGGAUAUCCAAGGCCGCUUUUAACAUCAAUUGGAUGGCCACUGGGGAGGAGUACAAUGACCUGGAGAACUUCCCGGAAGUUCGCCUUAAGUUCUGGCAAUUCAACGAGAAACUGCAGAGCUACAUCCUCAAUACGGAAGUGGACCUACCUCACGAGCAUGGUUUCCAGUCCAUCAUCUUCUCCAAUCAGUUCCAAGUGGACAACUUGCGCUGCGCCACCGCCGGCAGGGACAAUGUGGUUAAAGUCUGGGGCCUGACCGACUCGGAAAACAUUUAUAAGCGAGGGAAUAUGUGGAGCUGCCUGGCACAGACGAGUUACAGAAACCUGCCCGUUGGUUCGCUCUGCUUCUCGCAGGAUGGCUCGCUUCUGGCCGUGGGCUAUGGAAACAUUCUAGCCCUGUACGACUCAAGGAAUCCCCACUUGCCACUGCAGACGCUCAGUUGUCCGCCCGGCUUGGAUGGAGUGAUCUCCAAAGCGCAGCUCAGAUUGGCCCAGAAUCCCCUAAACGGAGCGAGGAAAGAGUUCGCCCAAAGGAGGCAACAGUUGUGGGCCCUGCUAAACAGCAUCCUGAACAGUAACGACGAGAAACUAGUGCAACAGGCCAAGGAAUUAAUAGCAGGUCUCCCGGCGAAAGGCAAACUCCUCAACCAACCGGAUGACACCCAAAAGGAGUCGGUUUUCAAUUACAUUAUGAAGAUGUCCGAGCUGGGGCUGCAUCAGAAGUUGCAGCUUCUGCGUCGCUUUGGAAUACAGUGCUCGGUGCCCGCUGUUCAUCAGCAGCGGCUAAUGGAGCACCUGCAGCAGAGAGUGGUGCAUCCCCACGCAGCUAAGAUGAAAAUCCGUAAGCUGGACGCCCGCCUCCAUCGCCUGCACACGAGGCAUCGCUUCAAAGCCAAGCAGCGGCUGGACGAGUUGGCCAAGCGGCGGCAGAACUUUGAGGACCUGGUGCCGCAGGAGCUGAUGGCUCUGUUCAGUGUCCUGAAGCUGGACGAGAGUAGCCAACCGAAACAGAAAAAUCCCAGCAAGAAGCUCAAGUUGGACGAGAAGGGCCAAUCCCAGCCGGCUGUAAAGAAAAUAACCGCGAAGGCGGCUCCUCUGCAGAGAUCGGCUCAAAUCUCGCAUGUGCAAUUCGGGGCGGGGAAUCAGGCCCACCUCGUGGCAGUCUGCACCGAGUCCAGGGUGCUCAUCUGGAACUUGCUGACACUGCGACUCCAGGCGGGCCUGAAACUGUCCGUGCGCCAGCUGGCCUUUGAUCCGCUGACCAAUCUAAUGGCUGUCAUCACGAAGAAUGACGAAUUACACGUUUUCCAACCGAAUGUCCCACUGCCCCUGUACCAGCGCAGCAAUCUGCCCAAGACCUAUGGCCUGGCCUGGCUGCCUCGGAGACAGCCGAAGCAGACCUCCAUCAACGUGGACUGGCAAGCACAGUCGACCCUGCUGAUGCUCACCCACUCCCAGGAGAUAGCCUACCUGGCGCCGCAUGGCCACAGUCCCUCGGAUGAUGCCCCCGCCCCGAUCAGCUUCGCCCAGCCGGCUGAUGCUGAGAAUCUUCUGAGGCAUGCCACAUUCGGUAUCCACGUGACGAAACGGCAGCAGGCGUCGGAAGACUCGGAGAAGAGGAGUGGUCCCCUAAUCAUUGGACGUGGAGAACACAGUGCAGUUAAUGCGUUUGUCAAUCUGUCCGCCCACACGAUGCCAUCCAUGAGCCUGAUUUGCGGCGAAUUCGUCAAGUCUCUGCUCACCCCGGCGGACACAGCCUCGAGACACUCUUCGCAGCCCGGAGGCGAUCGCGGAGUCACCAACGGGGAUUCCAAUGGCAUCAACGGCAAUGGUCUGUCGCACGCCGAUAGCGACGAUGAUGAGGAGGAGGAGGCCUUCGACGAGGAGGACUUGGAGGAGGGUGAAGUGAGGAGGCCCAGAGUAGGAGCCGCCAGAAAAACAUUGCUGGAACAGAACGAGAAGCUGGAGGAUCAGCUAUCCGGCCUAGAUGUAGACCAACAGGCCUUGGACAAUCGAUUGAAAAUAAUUGGGGCGCUGAGAACCAAACUAAAGUUAUGAACAUAAUCAAAGUUAGUAGUUGUUUUCUGUAGAAAAGAAAAGUUUUAAAUUCUUUUAUUUUUUAUAAGACAUUCAUAAUAAAAGUGCUUGUGAAAAAAUAUGUUUUCUUU